UAGAUAAUCUUUGCCGAUGGAGCAGAGUAAGUAUCUUACAUUCGCAAGCAAUGAAGUCAUCCUAGUAGGUAAUAAACAAUUCACGAUUAAUACAAUAUAUAAACCUGCAGAAAGAAACUAUACAAGUGGACCGUCAGCAGGGAAACUACAGAGUUUAGCAGUAAGAGAGAAUCCGGCGUUCUCUCAAGUCUAGACCAAGUGGAAGCUUGCCUUUGAAAUUCUCUUAAUGAUCUCCUGCCCUCAAAACUCCAUCUUGCAUCAAAUACCAUAGAAGGAAAAGCUAACAAUAACAAAGAUAAGUGCAUAAUAGGGGAUCUUUCAGGAAAAUGGCCGAAGCUGCAGUGAAUUUUCUACUCAAGAAGCUUACUUCCGUACUUGAAGAUGAGGUGCAUCUCCUGAAGGGAGUCCGUGAGGAAGUUGUGUACAUCAGAGAUGAAUUUGAGCAUAUGAAGUCUUUUCUAAGAGUUGCAGAUGCAAAAGAAGAGACCGACCUUGCCCUAAAAGUGUGGAUAAGGCAAGUUAGAGACGUUGCUUAUGACAUCGAAGAUGUUCUUGACGAAUACAGGGUUCGGCUAUCCCAUAACUGUAGCAAUGGAUUCUUUGCUUCCCUUCAAAGGAGUUUUUCAUCUCUUGAGCAUUUUAAUGUUCGCAACCAAAUCGCUUCAGAAAUCAAAGGGAUCAACUCUAGAAUCAGCAGAAUAGCAGAGGCGUACCAGAGAUACAGAAGCACAUAUCAGGUGAUAGAGCAAGACUCGAACUCCACAGGCAUAACACUGCAGGAUGGUCAAGGAGAUGCCCUUCUACUUGAAGAAGCUGAUCUGGUGGGGAUUGACAGGCCUAAACAGCAGCUGGUGGAGUGGCUAGUCACCGGCAAAUUUGAGUGCGAAGCGGUUUCAGUGGUAGGCAUGGGAGGUUUAGGGAAGACCACCUUGGUGAAAAAGGUAUAUGAUGAUGUGAAUGUGAAGAAAUGCUUCACAAUCCGAGCAUGGGCUACUGUUUCCCAAUCUUCCAAGACAGAGGACCUUCUCAAAGACAUACUCCAACAACUAUACAAAGCAUUGAGGAAACGAGUUCCUGAGGAAGUCCUAAACUAUGAUCAGCUACGACUAAAAAUCAAGAAAAUCCUAAACGAUAGGAAAUACCUGAUUGUUUUAGAUGAUGUGUGGGGCUUCGACGCCUGGAAUGCUGUCAGAUAUGCAUUGCCCAAUAAUUAUCUUGGCAGCCGAGUACUACUCACCACUCGUGAUUCUGAAGUUGCCACUACUGCAUGCACAGAAUUCCCCGGUAACAUCUAUUAUUUGAAUCCAUUAUCACAGGAAGAGUCUAGUGCUUUAUUUUGCAAGAAGAUCUUUAAGAACGACUCUUGCCCUCCACAUCUAGAGAAAAUUUCAGAUGAAAUUCUCGGAAAAUGUGAAGGAUUGCCACUAGCCAUUGUUGCAGUUAGUGGUGUCCUGGUGACGAAGGACAAGAAUAUAGAUGAAUGGGAGAAGGUUCGACGCGGUCUUGGUGCUGAACUACAAGAGAAUGACAAGCUUAAGAAUUUGAAGAAAAUAUUGUCACACAGUUACUAUGACUUGCCUUAUUAUCUUAAAUCUUGUCUUUUGUACUUCAGCAUCUUUCCAGAGGGUCUUCAGAUCGUGCAAACGAGAUUGAUUCGAUUGUGGGUAGCAGAAGGCUUUGUGGAAGAGAAGGAAGGGCAAACAUUAGAGGAAGUUGCAGAAGGCUACUUCAAGAAGCUCUUGAACAGAAGCUUAAUCCAAGUGGCUGAGACAACCAGUGAUGGAAAGGUCAAAACAUGCCGCAUCCAUGAUUUGCUGAGGGAGAUUAUAGUUUCCAAGGCUAGAGCACAGAAUUUUGCAGCAAUUGCUAAGGAGCAAAACAUAUCUUGGCCUGAAAAAGUACGGCGCAUAUCAGUGCAUAACACCCUGCAAAAUGCACAUCAUAGCUUGGUUGUCCCAAAACUCCGUUCGCUAUUCAUGUUUUGGGGCAUGGAUUCUGUGAAUGAAUCUUCCAAACUUAUAUUUUCUUCUGGCAACUCACGGCUGCUUAACGUGUUAGACCUGCAAGAUGCACCUUUGAAGAAGUUCCCAAAACAGGUAAGCAGCCUCUUCCUUUUAAAGUAUCUAAGCUUGAGGAAUACCAAAUUAAAAAAUAUUCCAAGCUCUAUCAGGAAGCUCAGAUACCUUGAGACAUUGGACCUUAAGGAAACUCGUGUCAGUAAAUUGCCGGUUGACAUUCUGGAGCUCAAAAGGCUCCGCCACCUCUUGGUUUAUCAUUAUGAAAAGGAGCCCAAUUCUAAUAAUCACUUUAAAUACGGUUUCAAGGCCAUGAAAAGAAUAGGAUGUCUACAAUCCUUACAAAAGCUCUGCUUCAUAGAGUCAGAUCAGUAUGGCAACCAUACAAUGGAAGAACUUGGCCGGCUCCGACAACUGAGAAGGUUGGGCAUUAUAAAGUUCAGAACAAGAGACGGGAAGGCAUUAUGUUCUUCCAUUGAGAAGCUGAAGAACCUUCAAGCCUUUUCUUUGACUGUAGUACACAAAAAUGAGAUCAUUGAUAUGCAACACUUGACUUCUCCUCCUCAGUUUCUUCAACGGCUAUACUUGAGAGGGCGUUUAGAGAAGCUCCCCAACUGGAUAUCUUCACUUCAAGGUUUGGUCAAGCUAUGUUUAAGGUGGAGCCGAUUAACUGGUGAUCCGCUCUUUCCUCUCCAUCAUUUACCAAAUCUGGCGCAUCUUGAAUUCAUUCAGGCUUUUGAUGGAGAGAGCCUGCUUUUUAAGGCAGGAGGGUUUAAAAGGCUUAAGUUCUUAGGCCUAAAUAAGUUAGAGCAUCUGAAAAGGGUAGCUGUGGAAAAGGGAGCACUGCCUUGUCUUGAAAAGCUAAUCGUUGAGGACUGCGGAUUACAGCAGGUUCCAUCAGGCAUUGAAAAUCUAACUAUGCUUAAAUUACUGGAGUUUCUAAAGAUGCCUAGCAAUUUCAUAUCAUCACUUCAUCUUUUUGGUGGCGAAGAUAAUUGGAAGGAUUCACACAUGCCAGAGGUUUACUUCACUCAUUGUGAAGAUGGCAUUACGGAUGAUGUCUAUUCCUUAGAGAGUUUCAUAAAGGGACAAAACUUCCUCAGGCUCGACUCUGGAAUAAAGAGACAAAAGCAUGAAUGGAAGUUCUAUUUACUUGUGUCAAUUAAUGAAUUUAUCUGCUACUGGCCAAUGGCAUCUUUGGCUAAAAUUAUUGUUCAACGUUUCAGAAGAUCUUUGAGGAAAAUGGCUGACGCUGCUGUGAAUUUUCUACUCAAGAAGCUUACUUCCUUACUAGAAGAUGAGGUGCAUCUACUCAAAGGGGUCCGUGAGGAAAUUGUGAACAUAAGAGAUGAAUUGGAGCACAUGAAGGCUUUUCUAAGAGUUGCAGAUGCAAAAGAAGAGACCAACCUUGCCCUAAAAGUCUGGAUAAGGCAAGUUAGAGACGUUGCUUAUGACAUCGAAGAUGUUCUUGAUGAAUACAGGGUUCGGCUACCACAACACUGUAGCAAUGGAUUCUUUGCUUCUCUUCAAAGGAGCUUUUCCUCUCUUGAGCAAUUUAAUGUUCGCAACCAAAUCGCUUCAGAAAUCAAAGGCAUCAACUCUAGAAUCAGCAGAAUAGCUGAAGCGUACCAGAGAUACAAAAGCACAUAUCAGGUGAUAGAGCAAGACUCGAACUCCACAGGCAUAACAAUGCUAGAUGGUCAAGGGGAUGCCCUUCUACUUGAAGAAGCUGAUCUGGUGGGGAUUGAAAGGCCUAAACAGCAGCUGGUUGAGUGGCUAGUCACUGGAAAAUUUGAAUGCGAAGUGGUUUCAGUGGUAGGCAUGGGAGGUUUAGGGAAGACCACCUUGGUGAAAAAGGUAUAUGAUGACGUGAAUGUGAAGAAAUGCUUUACAAUCCGAGCAUGGGCGACUGUUUCUCAAUCUUUCAAGACAGAGGAUCUCCUCAAAGACGUACUCCAACAACUAUACAAAGCAUUGAGGAAACGAGUUCCUGAGGAAGUGAACAGCAUGAACUAUGAUCAACUACGACUAAAAAUCAGGAAAAUCCUAAAUUAUAGGAAAUACCUGAUUGUUUUAGAUGAUGUGUCGGGCUUCGAUGCCUGGAAUGCUGUCAGAUAUGCAUUGCCCAAUAAUUAUCUUGGCAGCCGAGUGCUACUCACCACGCGUGAUUCUGAAGUUGCCACUACUGCAUGCACAGAAUUCCCCGGUAACAUCUAUAAUUUGAAUCCAUUAAUGCAGGAAGAGUCUCGGGCAUUAUUUUGCAAGAAGAUCUUUAAGAAUGAGUCUUGUCCUCCACAUCUAGAGAAAAUUUCAGAUGAAAUUCUCGGAAAAUGUGAAGGACUGCCACUAGCCAUAGUUGCAGUUAGUGGUGUCCUGGUGACAAAGGACAAGAAUAUAGAUGAAUGGGAGAUGGUUCGACGUGGCCUUGGUGCUGAACUACAAGAGAAUGACAAGCUUAAGAAUUUGAAGAAAAUAUUGUCACACAGUUACUAUGACUUGCCUUAUUAUCUUAAAUCUUGUCUUUUGUACUUCAGCAUCUUUCCAGAGGGGCUUCAGAUCGAGCAAAUGAGAUUGAUUCGAUUGUGGAUAGCAGAAGGCUUUGUGGAAGAGAAGGAAGGACACACAUUAGAAGAAGUUGCGGAAGGCUACUUCAAGAAGCUCUUGAACAGAAGCUUAAUCCAAGUGGCUGAGACAACUAGUGAUGGAAAGGUCAAAACAUGCCGCAUCCAUGAUUUGCUGAGGGAGAUUAUUGUUUCCAAGGCUAGAGCACAGAAUUUUGCAGCAAUCGCUAAGGAGCAAAACAUGUCUUGGCCGGAAGAAGUACGGCGUAUAUCAGUGCAUAAUACCUUGCAAAGUGCACAUCAUAGCCUGGUUGUGCCAAAACUCCGUUCACUGUUCAUGUUUUGGGGCAUGGAUUCUGUAAAUGAAUCUUCGAAGCUUAUAUUUCCUUCUGGCCACUCACCACUGCUUAACGUGUUAGACCUGCAAGAUGCACCCUUGAAGCAAUUCCCAAAACAGGUAAGCAACCUCUUCCUUUUAAAGUAUCUAAGCUUGAGGAAUACCAAAUUAAAAAAUAUUCCAAGCUCUAUCAGGAAGCUCAGAUACCUUGAGACAUUGGACCUUAAACAAACUCAUGUCAGUAAAUUGCCGGUUGACAUUCUUGAGCUCAAAAGGCUGCGCCACCUCUUGGUUUAUCGUUAUGAAAAGGAGCCCAAUUCCAAUAAUCACUUUAAAUAUGGUUUCAAGGCCAUGAAAAGAAUAGGAUGUCUACAGUCCUUACAAAAGCUCUGUUUCAUAGAGUCAUAUCAGUAUGGCAACCAUAUAAUGGAAGAACUUGGCCGGCUCCGACAACUGAGAAGAUUGGGCAUCAUAAAGUUCAGAACAAGAGAUGGGAAGGCGCUAUGUUCGUCCAUUGAGAAGCUGAAGAACCUUCGAGCCUUUUCUCUGACUGUAGUAAACAAAAAUGAGAUCAUUGAUAUGCAAUACUUGACUUGCCCUCCUAAGUUUCUUCAACGGCUAUACUUGAGAGGACGUUUAGAGAAGCUCCCCAACUGGAUAUCUUCACUUCAAGGUUUGGCCAAGCUAUGUUUAAGGUGGAGCCGAUUAACUGGUGAUCCGCUCUUUCCUCUCCAUCAUUUACCAAAUCUGGCGCAUCUUGAAUUCAUUCAGGCUUUUGAUGGAGAGAGCCUGCUUUUUAAGGCAGGAGGGUUUCAAAGGCUUAAGUUCCUGGGUCUAAAUAAGUUAGAGCAACUGAAAACGGUAGGUGUGGAAAAGGGAGCACUGCCUUGUCUUGAAAAGCUAAUCGUUGAGGACUGUGGAUUACAGCAGGUUCCAUCAGGCAUUGAAAAUCUAACUAUGCUCAAAUUGCUGGAGUUUCUGAAGAUGCCUUGCAAUUUCAUAUCGUCACUUCAUCUUUUUGGUGGCGAAGAUAAUUGGAAGGAUUCACACAUGCCGGAGGUUUACUUCACUCAUUGUGAAGAUGGCAUUACAGAUGAUGUCUACUCCUUAGAGAGUUUCAGAAAGGGGCAAAACUUCCUGAGGCUUGACGCUGGAAUAAAGAGACAAAAGCAUGAAUGGAAGUUCUAAAUAGCUUUAAAGAUUCCCUGUAAAUAAACAAAUAAUGGGCUUACUGCUAUUUUUAUAUUUUUCUUUCCGCAUAUGUAUAAUUCUUCCUCACUGUAAAUAAGAAAUCUACUGUAAUGUACAUAUUUCCUUUUGCUCU
Molecule: messenger RNA, 6237 nt
Organism: Tripterygium wilfordii
Lineage: Eukaryota; Viridiplantae; Streptophyta; Magnoliopsida; Celastrales; Celastraceae
Exons: 4
Coding region: 327-6101 (1924 amino acids)
Biological process (GO): defense response to other organism
Molecular function (GO): ADP binding
Source: RefSeq, a predicted model, not a curated record